Linum tenue is the source of this 1692-nucleotide messenger RNA. Lineage: Eukaryota; Viridiplantae; Streptophyta; Magnoliopsida; Malpighiales; Linaceae. The record is from the annotation of a GenBank genome assembly.
AUGUCUGAGUCCAGACCUCAGCAGCCAAUUGCCAGCCAGAAGCCGGGAUCACAGCCAGUGAACAAUACCAGUCUUUCGCCGGCGAAUUUCGCCACCGUGCCGUCAGAGGUGAAUUCAAGCGAUUCAGACGCAACCGUCUUUGCCAACACUCCCGCCGUUGCCGACACUCCCGCCGUUUCCAACACUCCCGCCGGCGAAUCUUCCACGUCUUCCGCCGCCGGUCCAGCCGGCGAAUCUUCCACGUCUUCCGCCGCCGGUCCAGCAAGGAAAGUUGAGAGGUACACUUUACUCAGGUGGCAACCGCCUGCCCUGUACCCAAGAAUCGUCGGCAAGAUGUCCUGCUCUCUACAAAGGCGGCCACAGCAGAGUACCCCGCCAACGCGCCGGCACCAGAAUCCUCCUUCCGCCGCGUCGAGCCAAUCCAAUCGUCCGAGCGCCGCCGGUCCAGCCGGCGAAUCUUCCACGUCUUCCGCCGCCGGUCCAGCAAGGAAAGUUGAGAGGUACACUUUACCCAGGUGGCAACCGCCUGCCCUGUACCCAAGAAUCGUCGGCAAGAUGUCCUGCUCUCUACCAAGGCGGCCACAGCAGAGUACCCCGCCAACGCGCCGGCACCAGAACCCUCCUUCCGCCGCGUCGAGCCAAUCCAAUCGUCCGAGCGCCGCCGCUGUGGACGGACCGAUUUCUGGGUCGGGGAAUAUUCCACUGCAGAAUUCCGUCGCCCCGACCAACAGGAGUAAACUGCAAAGAUACAAAUUACCCCCGUUGCACCCGCGGCAGCCACCACUCCCACCGGCGAACCUCCGCCGGCCGCCGGCCCAUCGCAACCGCCCCAAACACCAGUUGCAACUUAUCGUUCAUGGGUCAGAAACUAGGGGCAUUUGUAUCUUAUCGAAGUUUUGUUUGCAGUUGAAGGAUGGCAACUUGCCCAAACGUGCUAAAUAUUCGCCCGCCCUUGCAAAUGAGGAUAGACUGGUCAUCGGUUGUGAUGGCAUUCCACAGCUUAGAGGUACUCUCAAAGAUCAUGCUAGAACUGAUGAUGUUGCUGGAACUGGAUCGAGCAUGACGGGCAGCACAGAAGGACCCUCACUGGCAGUGGAAGGGCAGCACAAUGCUGGGGCUGAGACAACAAAGAUGACCAAGGAUUUACCGAGUCUUCUGGAUUCUGUUGGAGAGGAAGAACACCCAAGGGAGGGGGAGCAGCAUGCUGGCGCAGGGUUGGUAAACAUGGAUAUCUCCCUGGAAGUGGAAGUGCAGCAACAUGCUGGGGCCGAGACAACGAAUACAACCAAGGAUUUACCGAGUCUUCUGGAUUCUAUUAGAGAGGAAGAACCCCCACUGGAGGGGCAGCAGCAUGCUGGCGCGGAGUUGGUAGACAUGGAUAUCUCCCUGGAAGUGAAAGUGCAGCAACAUGCUGGGGCCGAGACAACGAAUACAACCAAGGAUUUACUGAGUCUUCUGGAUUCUGUUAGAGAGGAAGAACCCUCUCUGGAGGGGCAGCAGCGUGCUGGCGCGGAGUUGGUAGACAUGGAUCUCUCACCGGAAGAGGAAGGGCAGCAACAUGCUGGGGCCGAGACAACGAAGACAACCAAGGAUUUACUGAGUCUUCUGGAUUCUGUUAGAGAGGAAGAACCCCCACUGGAGGGGCAGCAGCAUGCUGGCGCGGAGUUGGUAGACACGGAUCUCCAUCUUUAA